Messenger RNA from Carlito syrichta (Philippine tarsier), 1820 nucleotides. It is a transcript of the gene SOCS2, whose product is annotated as suppressor of cytokine signaling 2. Gene Ontology annotation, molecular function: 1-phosphatidylinositol-3-kinase regulator activity. Gene Ontology annotation, cellular component: phosphatidylinositol 3-kinase complex. The transcript is spliced from 2 exons. The record is from RefSeq and is a predicted model, not a curated record. Gene Ontology annotation, biological process: phosphatidylinositol phosphate biosynthetic process; intracellular signal transduction. NCBI's taxonomy places the organism in Eukaryota, Metazoa, Chordata, Mammalia, Primates, Tarsiidae. Bases 214 to 813 code for a protein of 199 amino acids.
GUUCUGCGGGUGACGCCUCUGCGAGUGACUUCGCCAUCCGCCGCCGGGACCCGGGAGAAGGCGCUGGCGGCUCCCCGUGCGCCCUCUGCCUCUGCUCCGGACACCCCGCAGGGACGCGCCUGGGCUUCCCGCUGACUUCCAGGAGGGGCGCGAGACCCCUCUCCGAUCCCAACCCGGGCGGCCACCUGUCUUUGCCACGGUGACCCUUCUCCCAUGACCCUGCGGUGCCUCGAGCCCUCCGGGAAUGGCGGGGAGGGUACGCGGAGCCAGUGGGAGACCGCGGGCUCGGCCGAGGAGCCGUCUCCGGAGGCGGCUCGCCUGGCGAAGGCCCUGCGGGAGCUCAGCCAAACCCCAGGAUGGUACUGGGGAAGUAUGACUGUUAACGAAGCCAAAGAGAAAUUAAAAGAGGCACCGGAAGGAACUUUCUUGGUUAGAGACAGUUCGCACUCAGACUACCUGCUGACGAUAUCGGUUAAGACGUCAGCUGGACCAACGAACCUGCGCAUCGAAUACCAGGAUGGGAAGUUCAGACUGGAUUCCAUCAUCUGCGUCAAGUCUAAGCUCAAGCAAUUUGACAGUGUGGUCCAUCUGAUCGACUACUAUGUUCAGAUGUGCAAGGAUAAGCAGACAGGCCCAGAGGCCCCGCGGAACGGGACUGUCCACCUUUACCUGACCAAACCGCUCUACCCGUCGGCGCCAUCUCUGCAGCAUCUCUGUAGACUCACCAUCCACAGAUGUACCGCGGCCGUCUGGGGACUGCCUUUGCCAACAAGACUGAAAGAUUACUUGGAAGAGUAUAAAUUCCAGGUAUAAGUGUUUCUGUUUUUCUAAACAUGCCCCACGUAGAGUACCUCUGAGCGCAGCUAUGUAAAAGAUAACCAAAACCCGAGGGACUGCUCUGGAAAACUGCGUGGAAUUCUUUCUAACCACCACUGAAGUUGAGCUAAUUUAAAUGCGUGAAGAGGUAGCUAGGUAUUUAAAGUCCCCCAACCCUCACAUUUUCACCCGGUGAUGCUUCCCUUCCCAAGGCUGACCAAGACAGUAGAUCCUUUUAAAUUAAGAGACUGACGACCCCAGUGAAGGGUGAGGGAGCAUUAUAUCAGCAUUCCCUUCUGUUCUGGGGGAGGUCCCGGCUGGGAGGUGGGGAGACAGCCCCUCUUAGGGAUCUGAAGUGGCGGAAGGAGUGGAGCUGACUCAGGCUUCCGUUUCCUCUGCCUGGGGAUCAGAGUCUUUGAGGACAUUUACUGUUCUGCAUUCUGAUGUACCUAGGAGUUUGAGUUUUGUUAAACAGAUAAUGCGUGUGAGUAUUUAGCCCUCAUCUUAUGCAACUUACCAAACCAACCAAAAAGCAGUGACCACGAAAUCCUGUAUAGUCUCUUACUACAUGUCUGACUCUCUCCUGUGAAUGCGUACUGUAGUAAUCCACUUUAAGGGAGCCUUAUUUCAGAAAUAUUUCAAACUGGUGCACACGGAAAAGACUUUAUCUUUUCCUUUAAGGCUAAAGACAAGAAUGUCGUGCUCUACAGGUGCAAUUCAAUCCCUGUUAAUAAAAACCAAUGCAGAUGCAGACAUUGUACCCUUCAAAGUAGCUGUGUCCCAACCUGUUGCCGCUGGCUUUUGGGAAAUGGCUUUAGAGAGUUCCAGGUUGUCCUGAAUUGUCUGACCAUGGACAUCAGCAGUUGUCUCCCUUCUACCAUGUAGAAUACUUUGACUUAAUUUUCUUCCAGAUAUAGGGGGAUGCCUGCCUGGUUUUCAAAGUGUUUAUUUACUGCUGUUACUAUUUGAUUAGAAUGUAUUAAAUAAAAAAACCCUGACUUUUA